Molecule: messenger RNA, 1443 nt
Organism: Branchiostoma belcheri (Belcher's lancelet)
Lineage: Eukaryota; Metazoa; Chordata; Leptocardii; Amphioxiformes; Branchiostomatidae
Product: potassium channel subfamily K member 16-like
Exons: 6
Coding region: 162-980 (272 amino acids)
Biological process (GO): stabilization of membrane potential; potassium ion transmembrane transport
Cellular component (GO): membrane
Molecular function (GO): potassium ion leak channel activity
Source: RefSeq, a predicted model, not a curated record
UCAACUGUGUCAAAAACAAACAAGCGUCUCACUGAGUCUGCGCCUUUGAGCCACAAGAAGGCGGGCACCCCAAGACGGCAGUACACAAGAGUUGGUUAUGUGAUCUUAUAUAGCGUCUAAGCUUGUCUUCGUUGAAGACAGGAACACAGAGAGCUAAGACUAUGGACCACAACGUGAGACUAGCCUUGUUGGUCGUCCUGUUGUUUGUGUACCUGUUCAUAUGUGCUGGUAUGUUCCACGCCCUGGAGCCGUGGACAGACGCUUCCUGGCUGAAGAACAGUAACUUCUCAUUCUCGCCAGAAGAUUUGAGAAACUCCACAGCAGAAAACAGAAAUGCCACAGCGCCCUUCCCGCUCGUGCCCAGGUCAUAUUUUGAGUCGUUUUUCUACAUGAUGUCAGUCAUCACAACCAUUGGCUAUGGGCACAUAGUACCAGUCAACGGUUUCGCCAAGUUCUUCACGGCUAUCAGUGCAAACUUUGGGAUCCCGCUAGUCAUCUACAUCUUGGCACACUUCGGCAGUAAAGUCAGCAACCUUGUCUUGGAAGGAGAGGACCGUUUUCUCCGCCGCGUACCGGGCCCGUACGGCCGUCGGACGGUCACCGUGAUGCUGGUGGAACUCUUUGGGCUGUUCUUCAUCCUGAUGGUCCCCGGCUCCAUCUUCGCAAGGUUGGAGGGCUGGAACUUUGCUGAUGGGACGUGGUAUGCGUUUGUGAGUGUGACCACCAUCGGGUUCGGGGACCUCGUGUCUGGUCAGAGGUACGCUGGUGUGGAGGCUGACCCCAACCUGCCCCUCUUCAACUUCUACAUUCUGUGCAAGUGUUGUUACAUCCUGGUUGGAAUGACGUGGGUGGCGACGCUCUGGUUCCUGAUCGCCGACGUUCUGCCUCCGGUCCGACCAGAAGGUCAGCAGGUCCAGAAGGCAGAAGAGCCGGAACCAGAACCGGUCCCGAGGGGCACCCUUCUGUCCAAUCAGGCUUGAGAUUAUUAAGAGAAAGGUCAUUACAACUCACUGCAGGCCGCUAGACUCUACCAGGCUUCGGGAGGUGGCUGGAAAGAGUAGAAAUUGGCCAAAUAGACAGAUAACAUGUUGGGGGAGGUGGUCUGCUAGAGAGUAUAUUUUUUGGUUGGCAGACUACUUUCUAGCUGACCAACUCCCCUGGCAUUUUAUCUCUCUAUGACCAAUUUUUACUCUUUCCAGCAGCCUCUCAAAGCCUGUUAAAAGGCUAGCAAUAUACCACAACAGUAUGGAAUCCAUAUACAAAGGAAGACAAAGAUAAACUGGAAAGGGUACAGAAAGAUUUUGUACGAACAACUAUGAAAGAGGGGCUAGUGUCUGAAAAUUCAAACAAACCUACAGUGGACUCACUCAAGACAGAAGAAAAAUGUUCAGACAAUGCAUGAUAUACAACACUGUGUGGCCGUACCAAGUACAAAAGAAGAAU